Molecule: messenger RNA, 1666 nt
Organism: Bipolaris sorokiniana ND90Pr
Lineage: Eukaryota; Fungi; Ascomycota; Dothideomycetes; Pleosporales; Pleosporaceae
Exons: 2
Coding region: 336-1511 (391 amino acids)
Molecular function (GO): 6-phosphogluconolactonase activity; protein binding
Source: RefSeq, a predicted model, not a curated record
AUCCGGCUGAAACAAAUCACCCCCCCGUCGAAACAUGGCUUCAGAUUACGAUAAAUUGUCCGCUACGUCGUCUUUAACCGGCUUGGAAUUGCAUGCUUCUCCACAAGGAAGCUUUCCCUCGUGUUGCACUCGCAUCUCAUAGUGCAGCCCGGCUCUUUAACCCGCGGCGGUUGUGGCUGCUUGUUUCAGCGUGGCCGGUGGGAAUUCUCCUUUGCGUGCGCGUGCCGCUAACUCCACCAUGGCGGAAAUUCGAGAGGGAUACAAUGCAAGCGUAGUACAAAACCGCACGACUGCCCUGAGUGUGAGGCCCACACCCGUCUCCAUCGUCACUCAUUAUGCUGUCUACCAACCCCCUUCUUCUGCCGCUCUUCGGCUCCGUUGCGAGCGCCGCCAACCUAUGGGCUAGCCAUUACUCGGGUACCCUCAACUACCUCACUUUUAGCGGAAACUCCUUGACUCUGAGCGGCUCGACACCUACCGGUAAUAACCUGCCAAGCUGGCUCACGUACGACCAUGCGGGAAAGGCCAUCUACGUUGCAGACGAAAUCUUCACGGGCCAAAGCGGGGGAAACCUUGUGUCCUUUGCUGUCGGCAACAACGGUACCUUGAGCUCGCAAAGAAAAGGCCCAACCCCUCAGGGUGUAGUUGCAACGACGCUCUAUGGUGGUUCUGACGGGCGAGGCUUUAUUGCCAAUGCUCACUACCAAACUUCGCAGCUGACGACUUUCAAGCUGCCGUUGGACGGCCAGCAGCCACUCCAGACAAUCAAGUACGUUGGCAAGAGUGUCAACCCUUACCGACAGGAGGCUGCUCAUCCCCACCACGCCUUCGUAGACCCAACUGGAGAUUUCCUGAUUGUACCUGAUCUUGGAUCCGAUCUCAUCCGGAUUCACAAGAUUGACAAGGCUUCGGGUAAGUUGACGGAAUGCACCCCCGCAAAGCCAGUUCCUGGAACCGGACCCCGCCACGGCGUCUUCUGGAAGCCCUCGGCGAAAUCUUCCCGAAUCCGACAAGCUGGAGGCAACACGGUUCUCUUCAUCGCCAAUGAGCUGUCCAACAGCAUCUCUGGAUGGGCUGUAUCGUACCCCUCCGGAGGGUGCUUGACCUUGACCCUCAAGCAAACAUUGACGCCAUACCAAGGCAACGCCACCGCCGUUACCGGCACCAAGGUCGGCGAGAUCCACGUCAAGGACCAAUACGUCUACAUUUCCAACCGAAACGACAAGAAGUUUAAUGGCCAGGACUCCAUUACUCAGUACACCAUUGAUUCCACCGGACGCCUUACCUGGACUGAUCUUACUUCGUCUCACGGCACCUAUCCUCGCACUUUUGACAUCAACAAGGCGGGUGACUUUGUUGCUAUUGGUGACCAGACCACUGCCAAUGUUGCUAUUGUUGCCAGAGAUGUCAAGACUGGUAAGCUCGGCCAGAAAGUAGGUGACUUGAGAAUUGGUGCUGCCGGCAGGCCUGAGAACGAGGACGGUCUGAGCGCUGUUGUAUGGGCCGAGUAAGCCGUAUUAUAGUAAGCACGCUGUGUGCCUUCGGUGGGAGAACCCUAUUCGGGAAGCUCGCGGGUAGACCCGGUUGUUGGAUAAGGUGUAUAUAUCAUAUUCGUGUUUAAACUUUGGGCUAGUUAGUUGAAAUUAUGAUAUUCGUGUUCGUGGAA